AAUAUUAUGGAUAUCAGUGUGGACAGGACAGUCCGUCCUGCCACGCAGAGAUUGUCGUAACAACGUGCAUAUUUAGGAAUAGGAGUAGCAUUAGGUUUGUUUUCUGUAAAAAAUUCUUAUCUGUCGGUACCGACUGUCAAAAAAUCUGUCAUUCAUAAGAUUGUCAUGGUGUGUAAAGGUUGAUUUUGUUUUUAUUGGAUUUUUCAUAUUUUUCCCAAAUAAGGCAUUAUAGAGUAGAAACAUGAAUAGAAUAAUAUUACAACAGUGUCGGUGCUUAAAAAAAUCAACUUAUCUCCUGGAGUCCAGACAAACACAUUUUCAAUAUAUAAAGCAUGCAAGGUCGUUAUCAUAUUAUACAACCCAGCCACUUGGAUCACAAAAUGAUUUCAUCCAAGAACCUUACAGUACAAGAAUGUACCUGUCACCUUAUAUUCGGACAAUAUCCACUAGCAGAUAUUAUUUUGAAAAAGAACCACUUAAACCUUCCUCCAAAGUAGAGGCAACAGUUGAGACGAUAAAGAAAGGAAUUGAAGAAAAAGAAAAACUUCCAAAAAAGGAAGAACCUAAGAAAAAGAGCUUAAAAGAGAGAGUAAUGAAUGAAUUGAGACAUUAUUAUCAUGGAUUCAGACUAUUUUUCAUUGAAAUUAAAAUAUCAACUAAGUUAGUAUUCCAAAUACUAAAAGGUCAUACAUUGACACGAAGGGAACACAGACUUCUAGUGGCCACUAUCGGAGACCUCUUUAGGAUGGUACCAUUUAUUGUGUUUAUAGUUGUGCCAUUCUUGGAAUUUGCAUUACCAAUAUUCUUGAAACUGUUUCCUGGCAUGCUGCCAUCCACUUUUGAGAGUACUAGUCAAAAGGAAGCAAAGUUAAAGCAGCAUUUAAAAGUAAAAUUGGAGAUGGCUAAGUUUUUCCAAGAGACCUUGGACCAGAUGGCCCCACAAGCUAGCAACAGGCAUUCAGAGUUGGCAAAAGAGUUUGCAACCUUUUUCAAAAAAAUCAGAACUUCAGGUGAUGUUGCAACAAGUGAAGAAAUUAUGAAAUUCUCAAAAUUGUUUGAAGACGAAAUCACACUAGAUUCCUUGCAGAGACCACAUCUAGUGGCUUUGUGUAAAGUUCUUAAUGUGACAACGAUAGGUACUAGUGCUAUGUUAAGAUUUAACCUCAAAAUGAAGUUGAGAUCAUUAUCAGCUGAUGAUAAAAUGAUAGCGAAAGAAGGUGUUGACAGUUUGAACUUCAGCGAGUUGCAACAGGCCUGCAGGGCUCGUGGUAUGAGAGCUUAUGGUGUGUCAGAAGAAAGGUUGAAAAAGGAAUUGAGAAACUGGUUAGACUUGUCACUAAAUGAGAAGGUGCCUCCUUCUUUGUUGCUGCUGUCUCGAGCGCUGAUGGUUCCAGAACAUGUACCCACAACAUACAAACUCAAAGCAACAAUUUCUGCCCUGCCUGAACAAGUUGCCAGCCUGACGAAGGCAGCCAUUGGUGAAAAAGAGGGUAAACUUGAUUUCAAGGCUAAAGCUGAAGCCAUCAAAUUAGAGGAAGAGAGAAUCAAAGAGGAAAAGAAAGAGUUGCAAGAAGCAGAGAGAGAGAAAGAGAUAUUGGAAGCUAUGAAGAAGGAGAAAGUGAAAGAUGAACUCGUAGACAGAGCACCUAUUAUUGAAGUUGAAACAGCAAAGGUACUGACAGACCCUGCACCAGUCAUCAAGAUCGAUAUCCCCAAAAAGUCUGAGGAAGGCCUGUCUGGCAAAGACAUUGAAGUCAUAGAGGAUGCUUUAGAAAAAUUAGCUGAACAAAAGAAGUCGUUGCUUCUCGAAAAAGAAAGCAUUCAGGAGCUGAAGACCGAGCUGUCUGAGUACAGUGAGGAUGUGAAGGAGAUGCACGAGAUUGUCAAGAGCAAACAGGCAGACAUCAAACUCACUAAGGGUGCUCGCAGGCUGUACCGCGCAGUGAACAACAUGAUAGCAAAACUGGACACCGUAUUAGUGGAACUGGAGAGUAAAGAGAAAGUACUGAAAACGACCCUCGAACAAACCAAAUCCGAACCGCAAAAAGCCAUGGAGCAACUCAUUCAGAUCGACGAACUCAUGCAUUCCAUUAAAAGUCUUCAGAAAGUGCCGGACGAGGCCAAACUGAAGCUCAUACAAGAUGUGCUCGGAAGGCUGGAUGACGACUUCGAUGGACAGUUGAAGAUUGAUGAUGUUUUGAAGAUGUUAGAAAUAAUCGGCAACGAAAACGUGAAUCUAUCAGAGAAGCAGAUGGCCGAGCUGAUUGAACUGCUGGAUAAAGAGGAGAUCUUGGAAGUGGAGAGCAAGAUCCAGAAAGCGCUUGAUAAAGCUGCUUCAGCCGCUAAGGAGCAGGACAAGUCCACUGAAUCUGUUGGGAAGGGUCUUUUCGACCUGAUCCGUGAAGCGCAGAAGCGACGAGAGAUGAAGAAGGCCGUAGCGAAGUUAGACGAAGAGCCACCGAUCCCCAAAAGCGACGAACUGGCGUCCAAGGCGGAGGGCAAGCGGCCCGAGAGCCACUGAACAUUUAAGCCGCGUUUACACGACUAAAGUAACAUACACUAAGUAACUUUUCUGUCUACUUUGAGCGUUCAAUCAAAAAUCGAAGCGCACUUUAAAUCUAAAACGACUAAGGCUGUCUUUUACAAAGCUACUUUAUCAAACUGCCCUUAUGUUUGUGCCUGUGCUUUGCCCUCACAGGACAUAUUGUACCUAUCAAUUUUUUAUGUAACAAAUUCAAACCAACCUUUAUUUAUGUAUGUAUUAGUCACAAGUGACUUGCAAUAAAUAAAUUAGAAAUCUUAAAGCAGGUACAUGCUUUGAUCAAAGUUUAUUUGGAUGCCUGUUGCCUUUUACCUCUAUAUCUACUUUGACAGAAAUAUUAACCAUAUGUGCGAGUCUAUUAUGAAUUAGCAAGAACGUCAAUGUGUGCGUUUACAUGUGUACCGUUAAUCUCAAAGCUGGUUUUGAGGAAAUUAAACCCUAUCUAAGUCACCUUUGAAUGCUUUUUUACAUAAGCAAAGUCGUCAAAGUUACUUUGUUAGUAUACUUUGAUCGUGUCAACACGGCUUUAGCGAUGAAAUUAUAUGACACGGGUCAAGGAGCUAGCCUUCCAUUCGGUUUGGUCGACUCAAAUCGCUGCCGACGGCAAACUUAGUGGAUUUCAUUAAAUAUAACUGAAACAUCGAUAUAGAAUAUGGUAUACCGUAUGUUCCGUCAUAUAACCUUGUCUUUGGAUAAAAUUUGUCUAUGGUGUCAAAGUUGCAUCUGUCUGUUAUGUUGGUAUAAAGAGAUUAAAUAAAAAAAAAACAAUAACAUAAUACAGAUGAAUUAAGAAUGUUCUGUUGUAAUGCCUAAUUCGAAAUAAGUUUUAUUUUUAAUAGUGUUCAGUCGGAUACUAGUUCCUUGGGAACUCGAAUUAGGAGCAUGAAUUAUGAUUUAUUUUUAUAGGUAUAAUGUUGGAUAAAAAUAUUUCGACCUUUUGAUUUUGUCGGAUACCGCUUUGCCGAUAUUAGAAUGUUCUGUCUAAAGACAUUAGGUAAUGGGACAUUAUUUGUGAACCAUAGGGUACUUAAACUGGAUGUAACCAAACGUCUAUGUACGAACACCCAUUUUAAUGUAGACAGUUAAUUUACGUGUUACCGUAAUGACAAUAAGCAUUUUUUAUAAACAUGUAAUCAAUCUUAUGUAAAUAACUUUGCAUAUUUAAUCUUUCUGCACCGUACAAAGCUUUUUGUUGUGUAUGUAUGGAUUCUCACCGUGAACUGAAUGCUCAUCCAAUGGAUACCAUUAGUAACUAGAAACACAAAUUAAAUUAACCGAGCUUUUUUAAACUAGCUCUUUAUGUUGCGCUGUUGGGUAAAAGGGUCCCCCCUUUUCUAAGCUAAAUUCUUCCGAGGAUCCAAGAUUAUAUAGCUAUUAAUUAUCUACUUAAUCAAGCCCUAUUGUAAAAAUACGUUUUCAUACAUAGAUCCCUAAAAAGUCGAGCUUUGAUGGGUAUUCAGUUUUAAGACGUCUACUGCGACGAGCGCACACAUCUCCCCGUCUCAUUCACAAUGUUGCGUGUGUCAGAAAAAGGAUGGACCCGCAAUGGAUUUGUUUCAUUUCUGUCACACGUAUAAUUUGUGACUGAGACGGAUAGAAUAACGCGCGUACGCCCGCUCCACGAAGCGGACUGUGUUGAUCCUUACAAUUUUAUUUAUUUUUGGUUCUCGAUACAGAGAUUUAUCUUGUUGUUUUUAUGCAUUUCUGUGAUCGCUAUUCAGUUGUAAGUUUAUGUUUCUUUAGAUUUAUGUUAGCACAAAUUGUUCGUGUUAUGUGAAUUGUCUCCUGCAUAAUUUUAUGUCCAUGGAGAUACGAUAAUGAGUACAUAGAGCACUGUAUAUAAUAUAUUUAACAUUGUGUUAAACACAAGGUGAAGGUUAACAUAAUAAAUUAAUUUCAACCAAUUAACGCCUACAACUUUUUUAUAGCAGCAUUUGAUUAUUCAACCCAGUUAUUGCAGUAUUUUGUCGUUUUUUAUUUAUUUAUAUAUUUUAAUGUGACAUUGCAACGUAGUCGUUUAUUUAUUGUUAUCAUAAGUUUUCAUUUUUAUUGUCUUGUUGAUUGCAUGUCGUACCUUAGAGGUUCUAUAUUCUUACCACUGAGUCACAGAUUAUAGCCCCACACACAAUCCUAUAAAAUCAAUAAAAACCUAAUUCAGUCAACAGCUACAAAAUGCACAUCUGAUGAUGUAACUUUUUUUAGUUUUAAUACAAAUAUGUGUAUAUUUUUUUGUAUGUUAUUUACGAAUAUUUAGAGCAAGAAUUAUCUAACUGAAAGUUUAUCUAGUUAUCUAACUGUCAGAUGUGCUAAAAGUUUAAGAUAAUAAAGAAUAAACCAACUGGUAACUUAA
Plodia interpunctella (Indianmeal moth) is the source of this 4892-nucleotide messenger RNA. RefSeq names its product Leucine zipper and EF-hand containing transmembrane protein 1 (gene Letm1). Bases 242 to 2521 code for a protein of 759 amino acids. Lineage: Eukaryota; Metazoa; Arthropoda; Insecta; Lepidoptera; Pyralidae. Gene Ontology annotation, molecular function: ribosome binding. Gene Ontology annotation, biological process: intracellular monoatomic cation homeostasis. The record is from RefSeq and is a predicted model, not a curated record. Gene Ontology annotation, cellular component: mitochondrial inner membrane. The transcript has 7 exons.